GGGAGCGGCUGUCUGUCCGGCUGUCUAUUCGGGGGUCUCUGCUGCUCUCUUAUCACCCUGGACCCCCCCACCCCCAAAAUUCCGAGAGACAACCCCACAAUGCACGGCCCAGAAAUGAUCUACUGAAUGUGGGCCUGGACAAACCACUUAGGAUAUCGGCAUUGUCGCCUCCUGGCCCAAGAAGCUGACCUCAGAGAUAAGGAUACACCAUGGGGCGAUUCAGUGGCUUUCAUCUUUCUUUCCUGCUUAUCAUCUAUUCUUCUGUCAGAUCAGACGCGUCGCCGUACCCAAGCUUUACCGUAUCGGAUACAUCUCUGACUCACCUGGCUGUGCACAAGCACACGGGCGAUGUCUACAUUGGUGCAGUCAACAGAAUUUACAAGCUGUCCGAGAACCUGACAGAGUUGCGCUCCCACUUAACUGGCCCCAUCGAAGACAACUCCCGCUGCUACCCCCCGCCCUCCGUGCGCCACUGCACUCACAAGCUGUCCCCCUCGGACAACGUCAAUAGACUUUUGUUGAUCGACUACACGGGUAAUCGGGUGGUGGCCUGCGGGAGUGUAUGGCAAGGGAUAUGUCAGUUUUUGCGGCUAGACAAUCUCUUUAAGUUGGGCGAGCCCCACCAUCGCAAGGAACAUUAUUUGUCAGGGGCGAGAGAGCCAGACUCUAUGACUGGAGUCAUUGUAGAACAAGAUAGUGAGCUGAGUAAACUUUUUAUUGGCACAUCCAUUGAUGGUAAAUCAGAGUAUUUUCCCACCCUUUCCAGCCGCAAACUUUUGAAGAACGAAGAGAGUGAGGAGAUGUUCCGCCUGGUCUACCAGGAUGAGUUUGUCUCUUCUCAGAUCAAGGUCCCCUCAGAUACGCUUUCCCUGCACCCCUCCUUUGACAUUUAUUACGUGUACGGAUUUGUCAGUGGUGGGUUCGUCUACUUCUUGACUCUACAACUGGACACGCAGCAGACCUUACUAGAUGCUACCGGGGAAAAAUUCUUCACAUCUAAGAUUGUUCGAAUGUGCUCCAAAGACUCUGAGUUCUACUCUUACGUAGAGUUUCCUAUCGGAUGCACAAAGGAUGGGGUCGAAUAUAGACUCAUCCAGAGCGCGUAUCUAAGCCGACCUGGGCAAAAACUGGCCCAAGAGCUUGGGAUACCAGAAGAUGAGGAUGUCCUAUACACUGUCUUCUCACAAGGUCAGAAGAACAGAUCCAACCCUCCCCGUGAGUCCGUCCUUUGCCUCUUCACCCUCGGCCAAAUCAACAAGAGCAUUAAGGAGAGAAUCCAGUCUUGCUACCGUGGAGAGGGGAAGCUGUCUCUGCCAUGGUUACUCAAUAAAGAACUGCACUGCAUUAACACGCCUAUGCCUAUUCAAGAUGACUUCUGUGGCCUUGCCUUAAAUCAACCCAUUGGUGGUCUGAAAGUGAUCGAGGGGCUUCCGCUUUUUGAAGAUAAAACAGAUGGCAUGGCUAGCGUUGCAGCUUACAGCUACAAUGGGCAUUCUGUAGUUUUUGUGGGCACCCGAGCUGGAACUCUGAAAAAGAUUCGCGUAGACAGUCCAGCAGAUGCCAUCUUGUAUGACACAGCCGCUGUGGUGCCAGGAAAACCCAUACUGAGGGACAUGGUGUUCAGCCCCGACUGGCAGUCUGUAUACAUCCUCAGCGAGAAGCAGGUCAGCCGCGUUCCUGUAGAGAGUUGCCAGAGGUAUAAUACUUGCGGAGAAUGUUUGGGGUCCGGAGACCCUCAUUGCGGCUGGUGUGUGCUACACAGCAGGUGCUGCCGAGAGAGCGAAUGCGAGCGAGCGUCCGAGCCAUACCGCUUCACCAGUGACUUGACCCAGUGUGUGCGCCUGGAUGUGACCCCCAAUAACUCCUCUGUCAGCGUCCCCGAGCUGCUGCUAAAUCUUUCGGUGGAGAACGCCCCGGAUCUGUCGGCCGGCGUCACCUGUAUGUUUGGCGACUUGGCGGAGAGCGAGGCCGUACUGUGGGAGGGAACAAUUCAGUGCUCGUCGCCUUCGCUGCGCGACAUUCCCGGAAUCACCGGAGGACAAGGAGCUCUACACACCGUCCAGCUACAUCUGAAGUCUAAAGAGACCGGCCUGAGGUUCGCCAGCACCGACUUUGUGUUCUACAACUGCAGCGUCCUCCAGUCGUGCCUGUCCUGUGUGAGCAGCCCGUACCCCUGUCACUGGUGUAAAUACCGCCACAUCUGUACGCACAACGCCGACGAGUGCUUCUUCCUGGAGGGACGAGUUAACAGCACCGAAGGUUGUCCCGAGAUCAUCCCCACCGGCGAGAUCCUGAUACCGGUCGGCGUGGUGCAGCCCAUCACCCUGAAAGCCAAGAACCUCCCGCAGCCGCAAUCUGGCCAGAAGAACUAUGAGUGCGUCUUCAACAUCGAGGGCAAAGUUCAGCGCGUUCCGGCCGUCCGCUUCAACAGCAGCAGCGUGCAGUGCCAGAACACCUCGUAUACGUAUGAAGGGAACGAAUUCGGGGACCUGUCCAUUGACUUCUCCAUCGUGUGGGACGGACAUUUCUACAUCGAUAAACCUGCUUCGUUCAAAGCUCUGCUAUACAAGUGUCCAGCCCAGCGGGAUAGCUGCGGCCUUUGUCUCAAGGCAGAUCCGCGCUUUGAGUGCGGCUGGUGCGUCACGGAAGGAAAGUGCCUCCUGCGACAGUAUUGCCCCAACCCCAAAGCCAACUGGAUGCAUCUUGGAGCCAGAACUCAAAGGACUCGCUGUACCAACCCACAAAUCUAUGACAUCCAUCCAGUGACCGGUCCCAGAGAAGGAGGGACAAGAGUGACCAUUACUGGGGCCAACCUCGGCUUAUCCUCCAGAGAGGUGUGGGUGCAAGUAGCAGGGGUCCAGUGUUCGUCCGUGCCCUCGCAGUACAUCAGCGCCGAAAGGAUAGUGUGUGAGAUGGAGGAGUCGCUUGUUCCUCAACCUGCCCCUGGUGUCGUUGAGUUGUGCAUCGGAGACUGCAGCUCUGAGUACAGGACCCAGUCCAAUAAGCAGUACACCUUCGUGACUCCAACUUUUCAUGGUGUGAACCCUAAGCGUGGCCCGGCCUCAGGGGGCACCCAACUCACUAUCAGUGGUAAACACCUGGACGCCGGAAGCUCUGUAUCUGUUCUUAUCAGAGACUCCGAGUGCCGAUUUGUCAAGAGGAAUUCGCAUGAAAUUGUUUGCAUCUCCCCAGCCUCAUCUCAGGGCCCCAGCCCGGCGGCCAUCACUCUGAGGAUAGAUAAGGCCAGCAUAUGGAGCCAGGAGGUGAUAUACACAUACACUGAGGAUCCCACCAUCACUCGUCUGGAACCGGCAUGGAGUAUUUUUAAUGGCAGCACCGCCAUCACCGUCACCGGGACGCAUUUGCUGACCAUCCAAGAGCCCAAAGUUCGUGCCAAGUAUUCCGGCGUUGAGACAAUCAAUACCUGCCAGAUAAUGAACGACACCCUGAUGAUCUGUAAGGCCCCCGGUAUCUAUCCCUCCAAUGGCGAGAUGAUUCCUGAUGACGGGAUGCCGCCUGAUCAGUUUGGCUUCAUCCUGGACAACGUGACUAAUCUUCGGACCUUAAACUUUACCUCGUUCACCUAUUACCCCAACCCUGUGGUGGAGGCGUUCGGGUCUGGCGGAGUUUUGGAGAUUAAGCCGGGGUCACACGUCAUCCUUAAGGGAAGAAAUUUGCAGCCUGCUGCCCCUGGAGGAGCCAAGCUGAACUACACUGUACUGAUUGGUGAGGAACCGUGUGCUCUGACUGUGUCUGAUACCCAACUGCUGUGUGAUUCCCCCAGCCAGACCGGAGAGCAUCGGGUCACCAUUCUGGUUGGCGGAAUGGAGUUCUCCCCUGGAAGUCUUAGGAUCUACUCGGACAGUUCACUAACCCUGCCGGCCAUUGUGGGGAUCGGUGCUGGGGGAGGGCUUCUGCUUCUGGCCAUUAUUGCCGUCCUUAUUGCCUACAAAAGGAAAACUAGGGAUGCCGACCGCACGCUGAAGAGGCUCCAGAUGCAGAUGGAUAACCUGGAGUCCCGGGUGGCGCUAGAGUGCAAGGAAGCUUUUGCCGAGCUCCAGACAGACAUCCAUGAGCUGACCAACAACAUGGACGGAGUGAAGAUCCCGUUUCUGGAAUAUAAGACAUACGCCAUGCGGGUCCUGUUUCCCGGCAUAGAAGACCACCCGGUGCUGAAAGAACUGGAUAUCCCUCCGAAUGUCGAGAAAGCUCUGAGACUCUUCGGUCAGCUCCUGAAUAACAAGACCUUCCUGCUGACUUUUAUUCACACCCUGGAAAACCAGCGCAGCUUCUCCAUGCGGGACCGGGGGAACGUGGCCUCGCUGGUCAUGGUCUCCCUGCAGGGCCGCAUGGAGUAUGCCACAGUCCUCCUCAAACAGCUGCUGAGCGACCUAAUAGAGAAGAACCUGGAGAGCAAGAACCACCCCAAACUACUACUGCGCAGGACGGAGUCUGUAGCCGAGAAGAUGUUGACGAAUUGGUUUACUUUCCUCCUAUAUAAAUUCCUGAAGGAAUGCGCCGGAGAGCCGCUUUUUAUGCUUUUCUGUGCCAUCAAGCAACAGAUGGAAAAGGGACCUAUAGACGCUAUCACCGGGGAGGCCCGGUACUCUCUGAGCGAGGACAAACUGAUCCGGCAGCAGAUUGACUACAAAGUCCUGACUCUGAGCUGCAUUUGUCCAGACAGUGAGAACGGUACGGAGAUCCCGGUGAAGGUCCUGAACUGCGACACGGUCACCCAGGUCAAAGACAAGCUGCUGGAUGCUGUUUACAAGGGAAUUCCCUACACCCAGAGGCCAAAGGCUGAAGACAUGGACCUAGAGUGGCGCCAGGGACGUAUCACCCGCAUUGUCCUUCAGGAUGAGGACGUCACCACCAAAAUAGAGUUUGACUGGAAGAGACUGAACUCGCUGGCACAUUAUCAGGUCACAGAUGGUUCUACUGUGGCGCUGAUUCCCAAGCAAGUCUCCGCAUACAACAUCACCAACUCCUUCACCUUCACACGCUCCCUCAGUCGGUACGAGAGCCUGUUACGAACCUCCAGCAGCCCCGAUAGCCUUCGCUCCCGCGCCCCGAUGAUCACGCCCGACCAGGAAACCGGCACCAAACUGUGGCAUCUCGUAAAAAAUCACGACCACACGGACCACAAGGAGGGCGAUCGCGGCAGCAAAAUGGUGUCCGAAAUCUAUCUGACCCGCCUAUUGGCCACUAAGGGAACCUUGCAGAAGUUCGUGGACGACUUGUUCGAGACGGUGUUCAGCACGGCACACCGGGGCAGCGCCCUCCCUCUCGCCAUCAAGUACAUGUUUGACUUUCUAGACGAACAAGCAGAUAGGAGACAGAUUACAGACCCAGAUGUCCGGCACACGUGGAAAAGCAACUGCUUGCCGCUCCGUUUCUGGGUGAAUGUAAUAAAGAACCCGCAGUUCGUCUUCGACAUCCACAAGAGCAGCAUUACGGACGCCUGCCUAUCCGUGGUGGCCCAGACAUUUAUGGAUUCUUGCUCCACCUCCGAACAUCGACUCGGAAAAGACUCCCCAAGUAACAAACUGCUCUACGCCAAGGAUAUCCCCAAUUACAAGACCUGGGUGGAGCGAUAUUACAGGGAUAUCAACAAGAUGCCUGCGAUCAGUGACCAGGAUAUGGACGCCUAUCUAGUGGAGCAAUCCCGCCUGCACGCAAAUGAAUUUAACUCGCUCAGCGCUCUCAGCGAGCUCUUCUUCUAUGUGAACAAAUACCGGGAAGAGAUCCUCACCGCCCUGGAUCGCGAUUCCUAUUGCCGGAAACACAAGCUGCGACAGAAGCUGGAACAAGUUAUUAACAUGGUCUCCAGUAACAGCUGAAUCAUGUGAAGACUUUCCCCAUUUCUGUCCCUUGUUCUUCCCUCAACCUUAAACUCCCCAGGACCCCGAGAUGAAUCAGAAACUGAUAGGUAGGGGGCCCGCGAUUGGAGGCCAACAACUUUGAUCCGCAAGGUGACUUUGAAGGGGUGACGGGCAAAUGUGCAAAGCUAUGGCACUGCCGCAGAGACUCAACAGAAGAGCCACCGAUGGGACCUGUGCGACCAGCGCCGGAAUCUGUUAUUUUUUUUAUUUUUAUUUUUUGUACCCAGGUUAACAGCAGAUCUUUCACCAGCCAUGUCCCAUGGCAAUGCCCAUUUCUUACGUCCGCGUGACAAGGUGCCCCCGUCUUUCAGUGCCUUGUGCUUGGGAGAAGCAGAGCAGUGACUGCACAGUGAACCAGGUUACAUCUCUGCAUACUCCUUGGGGGGGGGGACCGCUGCGUCCUCGCUGACCGACUGACCCCUCCCCCCCUCUCUCGUCCCCACAGACUGUCUGGACUCCCUCGCCAAUCAGGAGCUAAAUAUACACAGUGAGGACAAUUCUUGACUUGGUAAAGUGAAGCCAUAUGACUGAGGGACACCUGCCCCCCUCCCCCAUCCCCUGUGUUUGUGACGCUCCACUAAUAAUCUCAGUGCACUAUUGUACCCCCCUCCCUACCCCCAAUUUAUUGCUGCUCCUCAUAUGUGUUUUCAGUGCAUCCCCCCUUUUUCAACAGCAGGUGGAGCUACUACAUAUCUGUGACGUGAAAUGAAUGGGGGAUCCCCCCGGAUUAGGUUUCAUAGGUAGGAGGGGGAACCCCCUGUUAUGUUAUGAGAAUUUUGUGCCAUGCGAUAUCAGUGCCGUAUUGUUUGCGGAAGAUGGCGGAUAUGUGAGCGGUGUGCGGGCGGUGUACCCGCGUCUCCUCCUCCUCCGUCCUACGCUCCCGACUGGAUACAGGAAACGCAUUUUAUGCAGGGUUACAGAGACGCUUCGGCACCAUGCAAUAUACUUAUUUUUUUUUAAAUAUUUUUUUUUAUUAGAAUUUUUUUUUCUUUUUUUUCUUUUACAUAUGGCGUCCUGAUUUUAACCCUUCAGUUUUCACUCACCCGGGAGCACAGGUUGUCGCUCCCCCCCCCCCCCCAAUCCCUUUGUGUUGUGUAUAAAGCCGUCUGUAUCGGGGAAGCGUCCAUUCCAGGCUCUGGUAUCUAGACCUUGGUGGUUUUUUUUUAAUAUUUAAUUUUAUUUAUUUAAUUUAUUUCUGUCGUCUUCUCCUCCUCUGCUGCAGAGUGUGAACAGCGUUUUAUACAGAAGCCGUCCUCGGCGGAGAGGUGCGAGUGCAAUUGUGAUUGUGGAAAGCAAAAGUAUUUUUUUUUUUUUUUUUAAAAGUGACCCUGAUAAAUCCCCCUUUAACCCUUAAC
Messenger RNA from Hyla sarda, 7237 nucleotides. RefSeq names its product plexin A3 (gene PLXNA3). The record is from RefSeq and is a predicted model, not a curated record. Gene Ontology annotation, biological process: regulation of cell migration; regulation of GTPase activity; negative regulation of cell adhesion. Bases 210 to 5840 code for a protein of 1876 amino acids. The transcript is spliced from 32 exons. NCBI's taxonomy places the organism in Eukaryota, Metazoa, Chordata, Amphibia, Anura, Hylidae. Gene Ontology annotation, molecular function: protein binding; semaphorin receptor activity. Gene Ontology annotation, cellular component: semaphorin receptor complex.